AUGCACACCCCUGGUGAGCGAGGCCAGGAGACCAGAGGCCUGGCUUUCCAGCAGGUUCACAGCGGCUGCCCUGGUUCACAUACUAGGGUCCCCAUUUGGAAGUGUCUGGAGGCCCUUGUGAUCAUCACAUGUCAUGGCUACUUCCUCCAGGAGGUCCUGGCCCUCUUUCAUCCACAGGGGUGUGGGGUGACUCUGGCCUCCACUGGAUGUGGCAGGACUUGUCACAGUGAGCAGAAUUCACAUGGAAGCCACCGGAGGGGCCAGGGGUCCGUGCGGGUCUGGCCCACACCUGGAGGACGACCUCAGGAGCCGAAUCCAGCCGCUCUAGGGUUUCCCAGCCUCUCCGUGGGCCUGCUUCUCGAGUCCCCAGUGUUUAAACACAGGAUGAGUUUGCAUUACAAAAUUUCUCAUUUUAGGAAAACAAGUUAUGACAACAUUUCUAUGAAUAAGAAGUUGGUUGAGAAAAACUUAAAAUAUUAUUCAACUUGCAACACAGACCAUUUCCCCUCCUCCACCCCCAGAUACACAAAGGUAUUCGCCUUCAUCUCGGGAACCUAA
This is a messenger RNA of Rangifer tarandus platyrhynchus (Svalbard reindeer), 558 nucleotides long. The record is from the annotation of a GenBank genome assembly. NCBI's taxonomy places the organism in Eukaryota, Metazoa, Chordata, Mammalia, Artiodactyla, Cervidae.